Molecule: messenger RNA, 2247 nt
Organism: Colletotrichum abscissum
Lineage: Eukaryota; Fungi; Ascomycota; Sordariomycetes; Glomerellales; Glomerellaceae
Exons: 2
Coding region: 1-2247 (748 amino acids)
Biological process (GO): carbohydrate metabolic process
Source: RefSeq, a predicted model, not a curated record
AUGCCUCGUCACUCUUUUAUCAACACUUCCGCGGAUCACUUGAAUCCUCGACAAGAAACGACCGUUGAUGGACUAACAUCCAUCGACACCUUUACUUACAAGGGGGAAACAUGGACGGCAUACGAAGACAUCACUCGAUUCGAUGGCCCGCUCGUCUUGGUGUCUGCUUCUGGAACUCGCAGAGAGAUCAAGCGAUACGUUGAAGCCUCCACGGACGAGUCUGUAUCUAUCAACCGAACGGUCGACGCAUAUUUUGGCCUGGAUCCUGCAAACGAUGUCAAUCUCAAGCAGAAUGACGUGUUGGCAGAGCGUCUUCUCCAAGAUGGUGAACCUAUUGAGGAACACGUUCGCGACGUCAUCGACCUGUCCUUCCUGCCGUGGGAUGUGUACCUUGGAAACGUCCAGGCUAACGAUACGAUGGCCCUGGACUGGCAGUCCAUGACAAAGAACUACGCACCCUGGAAUGACAUGUCGGAGGCUGCAGACGGAACUCACUCUAAUUACACUUUCGAUGGCUUGCUCAACGGAUGGAUGCCUGCUUCUCGAAAGAUUUACCGGGGCCUCGUUGACACAACCGACUGGGUUGAUAUCACUACAUUCGCCGACGUCGACUCUCCAGAUCCCGAUAUCGUUCACAUUUGGUUCUCUAUCAAGUAUGUCAAGGGCGGAGUCCUGCGUGCACAGAAGUAUGCUCUGGAUUACAAGCAGUUCCUGCCCUUGAAGGCGCAUCCUACUGCCGAUGACUUUUACCCUGCUUUGAUGCGGUUCGCCGACUACUGGGACUCGCACGUCAAAGACGAAAUAUCUUUGACUCUUCCGGAUGAGAGUUGGUCGGAUAUUGGAAAACAUGCCUUUGCUGUAGAGCUUGUUGGUCGCGCUGGAGGUGUCACUCCGAGGUACGGUGCCUUUGAACGCGACUAUGGCGGAUCAGAAUAUGACGGCUUCCAAGACAUCAUGACCAUGUCGCUCACAGCUAACUUGGCCUGGGGACGAUUUGCUCAGGCCAAGGCCAUCCUUGAGAACUACAUGGACUGGUAUGUCUACGACAACGGAGCCAUCAAGAUGCGUGGGCCUGCCGUGCCCCAGUUCGGCAUGUCACUUUCUUUGAUCGCACGCUAUGUCCAGUACACGGGCGACACUGCGUUUCCGGAGAAGUACAAGACGAAGAUCCUCGCCUGGGCCAACAUGCUCACCGCGCGCCAAGACGAGAACUUGAAGCUCCCUGAAGAUGAUCCAUACUACGGCCUCAUUUCUGGCUGGAGCGAAUCUGAUGCUGCACUGAGAAACGAUGCAUGGCGAUUCGAGAAACCAUACUGGAACAAUGCGGCGUUCGCUGCUCGCGGUCUUAAAGAUCUUAGCAAGAUUGAGACAUUUGCCGACCAUGCCAACGACUGGAACACUCGCGCUGAGCAGCUCAUAAACCAGACAUCCCUCAAAUUGGACCAAUGGAUCCAAAGGAACUUCACACCUGCAUAUGUUCCUGUCCUGCCGAAUGAAACAACCCAUGUUCUCGAAGACCUGGCCGAAAAGGGAGACGCAUCCUCUCAGUGGUGGCCGCACCGGGUCUACUCGGAACUGCUUCAAGCAUCAGUGCUCUCAUCAAACCAUACUGACAUGGUAAUUGACUCCAUGCGCGCCUACGGAAUUACUAGCGUGGGUGUCGUUGCCAACGUCACGCCCCUUAGGUCUGAUACUCGCGACAUCUUGGGCUUCAUUUCAUAUGGAUACGCCCUUUCGUUGCUUGUCCAGGACCGCCUUGAUGAGUUUGUGCUCUUCUUAUACUCUCAUCGGUAUCAUGUCUAUAACAGGGGCUUAUGGCUUGCGGCUGAAGUUGCCGGAACUGGAGGUGGUUCCAGCACAUACUGCCAGCCUUCCCAGUUUACGGUCCCCGUCUUGCUUAGAGCAGCAUUGUUAUUCGAUCACCCCGACAAGGAUGCUUUGCUAGUUGGACGAGGCGUUCCGAGGAAAUGGCUUAGCAAGGGUAAGGUCGGAGUACAGAGAGCCCCGACCAAAUGGGGAUCAGUCGACCUCGAUAUGCAGCUGGACGAGAAGGCGGCUACCAUCACGACCGUUUUAGGUUUCAGUAAGGCGCCUCCAGCUGAAGUCUGGGUUAAGCUGCGGGUUCCAGAAGGGAGCCAACUCAAGAAUGUCACCGUCGACGGUAGCGCGGCGGAGUGGAAGGGAGAAGAGGUCAUAUUGAAGCUUGCCUCGACGGCGCGUAAUGCUACUGUCGUGGGAACUUUCUAG